AUGCGGACGGAGAGUCGGUGUCUGGUGCUGUGGCUGACGCUGCAUCAUCAUUCAUCAUCACCGUCGGCGGCGGCCGCGGCUGCUACGGGAGCGGGCUCGGGCUCGAAAGCCGGCGGAGACGCGCGAGCAGGAGCACCGGCCGAGGACAGCGCCGAUGAUGCCAUGGACGACGAGGAGGAACGGGACGACCCGCGGCCGACUGGUGACGACAGCAGAGUCGCCGCAACCGGGGCUCCAGCAGAACGGGCGCCGGGUGGUUCUUCGCUAGGAGGGGGCCCGUCGAGCGACCUUGAGACCACGUCGUCGCCUGCGUCUCUGACGAACGCCGGGGCAGCGGCAGGAGGAGUCGAAGAAGACGUGCUAGAUGAUGUGGUUUCUGACGCUACGGUAAGCGGCGGCGGCGACGAAGGCCCGACCCCUGCGGACGAAGUUGGGGCCGAGAUGGCUACCGCCGCCGCCGCCGCCGCCGCCGUCGUCGACGGCGUUCCACCUUCUUCCCCUUGUCCCUCGUCUCCUGCUGCCGCCGCCGACGGUACUGGAGCCUCUCCCGGAGCGGCGUCGGCUCUCCCCACCGCCACUACCGCCGUAACGACUAGCCGGACGACGACAGCAGCAUCGCCUCCGCCGAGAGCCGUGGCCGCAAAGCUUGGCGGCGGUGCGGGGGCUGAGGCUGCCGCCGCCGCCGAGCCGAUGGAGAUGGAGACUUCUGGAGCCCAGAGUACAAAGCCGGCGGGGGGGCUGAGCAAGGGGACAGCAGCAGCAGCAGCAGCGUCAAGAGAGAAAGGAGCGGGAGCGGCGACGGCGGGCAGCACAGACGGCCACGAGACAACGACCAAACACCGCGACGAAGGGCGGGGGGGGGCGGUGGCGGAGGCGGCGGCGGGGGGGAUGGCAACGGAGACGAAGGGGCGGCGGCGGAGGAGAGGAGGACGGCUCUCAGCCAGAUGCUUGACGAAGACCCUUCGGAACGCAGGCGAAAGUGCGACCGGGACGAGUGCGAGCAGAUGGCGACACACGGCUUCAUCCUCCCCCGUCUUUGUGGGCAGCACUCGGAAGCACGGCGGCAGCAUCGGGAGCGGCGGCGGCGACAACGGCGGUGGUAACGGCCGAAGUGCAGGAGCGGCGGGGAGUUCGAUAUCCUCUGGAGGCGUUGGCGGAGGUCGGGGCGGCGGCGGCGGUGGUGUUAAUCGCGGCGGUAGGGGGAGCGGCGGCGGCGGCGGCGGCGGAAAGGACGGGGUCGACGGCGGCGGGGCCAGGGCGGGGGCGGGCGCGGCGGCGAAGGGCGGCGGCGGCGGCGGCACCGCGGCGCCCCCGCGCCUGCCGACGUACAGCACGACCGGCACCCAGCCACCGCGGUUCGGGAAGCAGGACAAGGCGUUGCUGGCGACUCACGGUGCGAAGCAGCCCAAGGGAAAGCACCCCGGGUACAUCAUCACGCUCUACGGCAAGAAGGUCCGGCGUUGCGGGGAGUGCGCCCCCUGUCGAUCGGCGGACUGCGGGCAGUGCCGCUACUGCGUGGACAUGCCAAAGCACGGCGGCAGGGGGUCGUACAAGCAGCCUUGCGAGGCUCGAAAGUGUGCCUGGGUCGAGUUCGACCGCAAAGCGAAGACGGUGAUCACGCAGCUGUCCAGCGAGCAGCAGCAGCGCAGCGGCUUCGGCGGCGGCGGCGGCGGCGGCGGCGGCACCCCCGGGAGGAGCUCGGCAUCGCCGAGGGGAAGGGGUCGAAGAGGGGGGUCCCUGGCGGCAACCAGCGGUGGCCGGGGGGGGGGUAUCGGCAGCGGCGACCUCUACGAAGACCGCGGAGCGGGAGGGGGGGGGGGGAAACGAAACUUCUCCUCUCCGUCUUCCGCGUCCUC
Messenger RNA from Ectocarpus siliculosus, 1856 nucleotides. Lineage: Eukaryota; Phaeophyceae; Ectocarpales; Ectocarpaceae. The record is from the annotation of a GenBank genome assembly.